This is a messenger RNA of Ruditapes philippinarum (Manila clam), 1363 nucleotides long. RefSeq lists its product as uncharacterized. Bases 107 to 1363 code for a protein of 418 amino acids. The record is from RefSeq and is a predicted model, not a curated record. The transcript is spliced from 2 exons. Lineage: Eukaryota; Metazoa; Mollusca; Bivalvia; Venerida; Veneridae.
AUAAUAAGUAAGAACUUAUGCAUCCAUAACGUUAGCUGUGAUCCAUUUAUUAGUAUAUAUCACAUUUACACAAUGACAAGGGGAUUUAAAACGCACGAAAUAUAAAAUGCCAAUGGAGGUCACAGAUGAAGAUUUGUUUGAAGCGUUUAUAGCAGAACUGGAAGAACGUACUAAGCCAAGUAAGAAUGAUAAAAGAUAUGAAAGAUAUGUUAACUAUAUCAAUUGCUUCAUUAGUAAGUUCGGAAGAGAAAGAGUGUAUCUUGUAGGAAGUACGAGUGAGCGAUCAAAACUUGCUUUUUCAAAAGACGAUGGUGAUGCUGACUUCUUAAUGGUUUCUGGAAAGAUGGAAAUUCCGGCUGAAAACUUGGUCUCAUAUCAUGAAGCCCCAUGCUUUGUUUGGAUUCGUGCAGACUCAUGUAGCAGAGAUAUUGGCCUCGAAGUUGUUGAGGAUGAAUACAUCUCGGCUAACACUCUGCGAGAAGUACGACCAGAGUUAUUUACCAUGUUAAGAGCGAUUUAUUUGCAUGUCACUGCUACUGUGAACAAAUUACCAGAAACAGAUACGGAAAGGACUAUUCUAUCUGUUUCCUCAAAGGUUGGCUUACAAACAACGACAUAUAGGUCAUUAAAGUUUGAAGAAAAUAUUGAAGAUUUAAAAGAGUAUUUUAUAAAUAACGAAAAAAUUGAAAGAGAAAAUGAAAAAGAAAAACUGCUGGAAGAUAGAUGGAAACAACUAAAAGUUAAUGAAUGUGAGAAAAAGAUUUAUAGACGGUUGUAUGAAGCAUCAAAACUUGCCAUACCUUCUGACAGAAAGAAAAAUAACGGAGGAAUAGCUUUCUUUGUGCAACUCGUUGAAGAAAUCUUAGCAAGACAAAGUGGUGCAUUACCCAAAACACCUUCCGAUGAAAUGAACAAUUUCCGGACAAAUCAUGACAAUAACACUGAUCAUAAUAGCUCGAACGUGGUAGAUAUAGCUAGUAAUAAGGACAAAUUGUUUAGAGCAACAUACGAAGAAAGAAGUCACAAAGAUUUUGUUCCAGCUUUAGUUAUUACAGGAGAGUUGGAGGAUAUGAGACUAUGGAAAAAACGAGUUCUUGACAAUGGCUGGGACGAGGAGAGGGUAAAUGAUAUUUGUGAUACAGAAAUAUUUGUCGUAUCAAGAGUCUGUCCAAAAAGUUCAAAUCCUGAAAAAGAUUUUUGCUUGUCGUUUAAUCUUGCCGAGCGAAAGUUAAUGAUAGCAAUGUCAUAUGUGGAAAGAAGAGUGUAUUUGAUACUUAAGGCAUUUUUAAAAGGUGUUUUUGGGGGCGCAAGCCCCCAAUGUAAUUACGAUAAAUUCAGCUUACUACCCUUUGAACGCGUUUAG